CAGCGCUAACGCGUGACGAUUGUAAACAGGAAAGCUAAUGAGUGUUUAGCGUAAGCUUGUUUCGUUCGCUCAGCUUGAACAAACUGAAACAACAACUAACAAACUCACUCGUGCUUUUCUUCAUUUACCGAAGACGCUAUGAAGGCGAAUAUACAGCGGUACAGUUCAAUUCACGCUCACCUUAAUUUGUGAUGUUUAAGCUUUUGGUCAUUUUGUGUUUGUAAAAUACUAAAGUUUAUGAAGUUGACGUCUUUGAAGUUACUUAAUUUAGUUGAAGCUGUUUCAUACGUAAAUUCAUUUAUACGAAUCUUAAAAAGCACAUCAGAAGGUUUUUAAGCUUCUACGGAUCGUCUGACGACGCCUCCUACAUGUUGUUGCACCAGUAAUAAUAUUUUGAUUGCAAUUUUCCUGCUUGGGUUUUAAAUACAUUUACUGACCUCAUAAUAUUUGACCCAGCGUCUACUGUACAGCCGCACAUGAUAGAGUUCGUUUUAAGUCUGCAGCCGAUCUCCAAGUUCAGCUAAUCAGAUGUUUCUUUGAGUGGGUGCAGUCACAUGAUUUCUCUCCUCACUUACUGUCAUGGACAAUUAUUAAUUCACGUUAACCCAGAGUAUGAAGUAACAGCGGGACGGUUCCUUUUCAUACUUUGUGAGGCAGUAGCUGCGAAUAAACGUGUUUAGUGCUGCCACGAGAAUCCUUCUUCUUGAGCUGUACUUCAGGACCUGCCCGUGGUGUUUGCUCAGGCUUCCAUGAAGCCUCGUCUCUACUGAUGAUGAACACCAGCACCUCCUCGGCUCGGGGUGAGGACCAGUCCACCGAGGCUGAGCUCACAGACGACUGGCUCUUCCUCUCCACUGCAUCUGCUGGACCUGAGGUCCUGACAGUCAGCGGCGCUGAGGCAGUGGACAGGGGCAAACUCAAAUCAAAGUUGGUCUCAGCAUGGAACAGUGUCAAAUACGUCUGGCCUUUGAAGCAGAAAUCCAAAUUCAGUAAGAGCUCUCCUGUGGUCAUGCUCGGAAAGUCCUACAAGCUCAGAGAUCAAGGGAAGAGGGAGUGCUUCCGUUGCUCCUUCGCGUCCCUCCUGUGGCUGACGUACAGACGGGGCUUCGCUCCGCUGGUGGGAUGUGCUCUGACCACCGACAGCGGGUGGGGAUGUGUGCUACGUACGGGCCAGAUGCUGCUGGCUCGAGGGCUGAUGCUGCACCUGCUGCCUCCAGAUUGGACCUGGUCUGUUUGCCACCAUGUGGUCAAAGACGACAUGGACCUCGAGAGUUUGAAGGAAGGACGUAAAAAGCUGCAUCGAGCUCUGAGCUUGGGCUCGCUUCCGAGCCGCCCCAUGGAGGCCACGCACCGACGGGUGGUGUCGUGGUUUACAGACACACCGGAGGCCCCCUUCGGGAUUCACCAGCUGGUGGACUUGGGCAGAAGCUCAGGGAAGAAAGCUGGGGACUGGUACGGUCCCUCUGUGGUAGCACACAUCAUCAGAAAAGCUGUGGCAGCAUCAGCGGCGCUUCCUAAUCUGGUUGUGUAUGUAGCACAAGACUGCACCGUCUACCUGGAGGACGUGAGGAGGUUGUGUCAGGGGCCGUCCCCCGAGUCCUGGAAGUCCGUCAUCAUCCUGGUUCCUGUGAGACUUGGAGGACAGGAUCUCAACGCCAGCUACAUUACCUGUGUCAAAAACCUCCUGGCGUUAAAAUGCUGCAUUGGAAUCAUCGGGGGCAAACCGAAGCACUCCUUGUUCUUCGUUGGUUUUCAGGGCGACCAUCUGCUGUACCUGGAUCCUCACUACUGUCAGCCCACAGUGGACACAGCAAAGGGGAACUUUCCCCUAGAGUCGUUUCACUGUAAAUACCCCAGGAAAAUGUCUUUUUCUCGCAUGGACCCCAGCUGCACCAUCGGGUUCUACGCUAGGAGCCAAAUGGACUUUAAGUCUCUGUGCACAGCUGUCAGUGAGUCUCUGUCUUCUCCAGGUUCUCUCCACGUCCGCAGAGACGUACCCCAUGUUCAUAUUUGCAGAGGGACGCGGUCGUCAGGACGACAUCAGUGAGACACCAUCAAACAGCAUCGCUUUCAUCCAGAGGAAGAAACAGCAUAAACGGGUCGACACCAGUGACAGCUCGGACGAGUUUGUUCUGUUAUGAACGAACUGAAGAGGGUUGAAUCGAACAACAAACGUUACUGAGGUUAAAAACAGGACUGUCCUGCAGGACUGAAACGUCUGCCAGUUAAGGACAGACUGCAGUUUUAUUGCUGUUGUCUUUUGUACUUUUUAUUUAUUGUUUGGUGGGAGGGAGAUGAACGUCUGCUUGUCAGACAGGUUGUUUACUGUUGUUUGUGUUGCUCUAUAAAAUCAACAGUUACGCAUUUUUCAAUUGAUCUGUUGAAAUUGUUAAAGAUUAAGGGUAAACAUAGAUUAGAACAUUUAAAAUUGCUUGUGGAGAACAAAUUCUGUCGACUUCUUUGAAUAAACAGUUUAUGAACAGGAAAA
Betta splendens (Siamese fighting fish) is the source of this 2488-nucleotide messenger RNA. Its product is annotated as cysteine protease atg4da-like. The transcript has 10 exons. NCBI's taxonomy places the organism in Eukaryota, Metazoa, Chordata, Actinopteri, Anabantiformes, Osphronemidae. Gene Ontology annotation, molecular function: protein-phosphatidylethanolamide deconjugating activity. The record is from RefSeq and is a predicted model, not a curated record. The coding region runs from base 770 to 2047 and encodes 425 amino acids.